This is a messenger RNA of Syngnathus acus (greater pipefish), 2532 nucleotides long. It is a transcript of the gene adck2, whose product is annotated as aarF domain containing kinase 2. The record is from RefSeq and is a predicted model, not a curated record. Gene Ontology annotation, cellular component: mitochondrion. The transcript is spliced from 8 exons. NCBI's taxonomy places the organism in Eukaryota, Metazoa, Chordata, Actinopteri, Syngnathiformes, Syngnathidae. The coding region runs from base 346 to 2166 and encodes 606 amino acids.
AACGUCACACCCGGAAGUACAAGCGUCGGCGUUUGUUUUGAUUCAUUAGUAGAGUUUGGGUGUCGUGGCGAUGGCGUUAUCAAAUAUUAGUAAAUAUUAUUAACAUUAGGUAGUAUUUGAACUGCGGAUACACGCGGAUAAAUAAAUCACCACAACUGCAGUUAUGUUUGGUUUUUCUUGUAGGUCAAUGCUCUUUUGCACGUCAACGAUAGCUAAACGUAGGUAGCCUCGCGCUAACUGUAAAAUGACAGCGGCGGUAUGGUUAAUAUUUUUUUUCUAAUUUGUUACAUAUUAUGUUAGUUACAUAUUAAAAGUCGUACAUUAGUGACACAAGCGCCCGGUGCAAUGGCAGUGGCGUUGUUAGGGGCGAGAGCGGUUCUUCUCAACCUGAGGACCAGCCUCCAUAGAGCAAGCCUUUUUGGUCGAACCAGAUUCGUCCAGACGUCCAGGUCAUUUCGAGUUAAGAGGAUGCACGCUCUGACCAACAUCCCCAAGGUUGCAUUGCUGUGUUGGGGCACAGUCAGUGCAUCCUCAGCCCAAUGCCAACAAGCCUCUCUGCCAGCCCAAAUCACCACCAAGAAGUCUCUUGCCAAGUUUCAAGUGGACAAACUGGUCUUUCUCCUCCGCCUGGGCCUGCGUGCGAUUGUGCUGUUCCUGAAAUUCUCUCCCAUCUUGCUCCUCUCCCCUUUGGUUCUGGUCUCCGCUCGCUGGGCUUCGUGCUGGUUGGACGCCCUGCUGUGGGUAACCGAAAGCUCCGGCCCGGCCUUCAUUAAACUUGGACAGUGGGCCAGCACCAGGCGGGACAUCUUCCCUCAGGAGUUCUGCGACCGCUUCUCCAGACUCCACGUCAAGGUGCAUCCUCAUUCCUGGGCCCACACCAAGCAAUGUCUCAAGAGGGCUUUCGGGGAGGACUGGAAGAACGUGCUGGUGUUUGAGAGCAAGAAGCCGGUGGGCUCGGGCUGCGUAGCGCAGGUUUACCGCGGCUGGGCCAACAAGGACCAGGUGGAGGACCCGGACUUCCAGAUGCUGGUGGACGAGCUGGACAGGGAGGAUCUUCUGGAAGCGUGGGAGAUUCCCGGUUUGAGUGGCGUGCCGAGCUCUCUGUGGAAACUCUGGAAGGGCGGAAGCGAGGAAGAUGAAGAGGUGCUGCAUGAGCACAACGCCUCACAGAAGGAUCACUUGAUACCCGUGGCCAUCAAGGUGCUCCAUCCCGGCCUGAGACGGCAGGUGGAGAUGGACCUGAUGCUGAUGAAGGCCGCUAGCUGCUUUCUGCACUGCCUGCCCGGACUCAAGUGGCUCAGCCUGCGCGAGAUAGUCGACGAGUUUGAGAAGCUCAUGACCAAGCAGAUUGACCUCCGCUUCGAGGCCAAGAACAUUGAACGUUUUCGUGAAAAUUUCCGCAACGUGGAUUAUGUGAAGUUCCCCACUCCGUUGAGGCCUUUUGUCACCAGAGCGAUUCUGGUGGAAACGUUUGAAGAGAGCGAGCCCAUCUCGGAGUACCUGAGCGCCGAGACUCCUCAGGAGGUGAAGCAAAGGAUUGCCAGGAUGGGAGUUGACACUCUGCUAAAAAUGGUUUUUGUGGAUAACUUUGUCCAUGCCGACCUGCAUCCGGGCAACAUCCUGGUGCAGCGUUGCGGACCAGCCGCCGGCUCCUUAGACGUCCCCGGAGGAGACGGCGGGAAGACCACCCUGACCGACCUGUGGGACACGGUGGUGGUGAGCGUCCGACCCGAGCCGUGUCCCUUCCAGCUGGUGCUGCUGGACGCCGGAAUCGUGGCCCAGCUCAGCAGCCGCGAUCUGGACAACUUCAAGGCCGUCUUCACCGCCGUUGUGCGGCGCCAGGGUGAGCGAGUAGCAGAGCUGAUCCUCCAUCACGCUCGCGCUAACGAGUGCAAAGACGUGCCGCGCUUCAAAAAGGAGAUGGCGGAAUUGGUGGACGUAGCCCUCAGCAGAACCCUCUCCCUGGGAAAGAUCCAAGUGGCCGACCUGCUCUCCAGAGUCUUCGGCCUGCUCAUCAAACACAAGGUGAAGUUGGAGAGUAACUUUGCAUCCAUCGUGUUUGCCAUCAUGGUGCUCGAGGGACUCGGUCGCUCCUUGGACCCCAAUUUGGACAUCUUGGAGUUGGCCAAACCGCUGCUGCUCAAAAACUGUGCCUCCCUUGUAUAAACACGAACCUAUUCAAUCAUGCUUACAUACCUCAUUGAAGUUUUUAACGUUUUCGAGUUUUUGGUGGGGCGGGGGUCAAGCUGUUUACAUCACUAUGUACUGUAACAUAUCCAUGAACAUAAGUUGCAUUUGGGUGGACGUAAUAAAGGCUAUCAACGGUCUGCACGCCGUUUUGGUUUCAAUAGACGACACGCGAUGGAGGUGACGAAAGCCAUUCGUUUAGCGUUUUAUUAAAUCCGUCAAUGAAAAACACAGACAACAGACGUCAUCGGGAAGAACAGUCAGCAUGGCUGAGGAAGUGGAUGAAAUGAGGAGGUUUUUGGGACAAUAAAAAUAAAAUUACAUACCUUUAUUGCAAAAACUUAA